AUGCCAAGAUCUUUCCUAGUGGAUUCCUUGAUUUUGAGGGAGAAUGGUGAGAAAGGAAGAGAGAACAGUCCUCCGUUAUUUCCAUACGCCGUCCAUCCGUCGCAUCCACUCCACGGCCUCUCCGGCGGCUCCUGUCACUCUCGCAAGGCGGGUCUGUUGUGUUUUUGCCCGCUGUGCGUCACCGCGUCUCACCUGCACCCGUCGCCUCCAGCGCUGCCGCUCAUCAAGGCAUCUUUUCCCUCCUUCGGCGCACAGUAUUGUCACUCCGCGCUAUCCAGGCAGCACUCCACUUCUGGCGGUGUAAAUCUGAACAGCGGCUCGGGGUUAUACCAAGCCACGUAUCCAGUGCCAGAUCCGCGACAGUUCCACUGCAUAUCCAUAGAUAAUAACAGCAACCAACUUCAUAGCAGCAAGCGCAUGCGCACAGCAUUCACCAGUACGCAACUCCUUGAGUUGGAGAGGGAGUUCACGUCCAACAUGUACCUGUCAAGACUUCGGCGCAUAGAAAUCGCGACUUACCUCAACCUCUCCGAGAAGCAGGUCAAGAUCUGGUUCCAGAACCGACGCGUCAAGCACAAAAAAGAAGGCAAAAGUGGUUCUCACAGGACGGGAGCCCACAACUGCAAGUGUUCGUCGUCUCUUUCCUCCGUCCGGUGCUCCGAGGAAGAGGAUGACCUGCCCAUGUCACCACCAACAUCAGAGAAAGAGGACGGAGAUCUGUCCGUUAGCCCAUGAACUCUUAUUAAGCUCACCUCAAAAGACUCACCUGUAUCCCACACCUGUGGAAUCUUCAAUGCAGCCAAAAAGCGACGGCAUUCCUGCGUGCGCCGUCAUCUGUAAAUAGCCAGAAAGAUAAAAAAAUCUUUAUAUAUGUUCGGGGUCUGCGCAUCCCUUUAAUGUUGUAUAUUUCUAUACAUUGUAUACAUCUUGUUUGUUUUGUUUGUUUGUCUGAAAACGCAUCCAAAAUUCUUUCCUGUUACCACAAGUUUUCCAUAUUUGUGUAAUCAAACGUUCCAAAAUGAAAAAUACUUACUGUUUAAUUACAUUUUGGACAUUGAAUACCGUUUCCUUUGUAUUUUGUGAGUGGUGAGUACAGGGUAGCUUUAAGCACAUCAUUUUGGGACGGAAUAGAAAUAUGGGAUGUAUUCGGGACGACGAACGUUAACUAGUGUCACUUUAGUGACAGAAUUUGUUAUUGUACUUUUAUUGUAAUGAGAAUAUUUAUUUAUUUAAAAAUCUUAAAACUGAAAAUAAAGAAUAUUUCUUAGUGACAAAA
Messenger RNA from Misgurnus anguillicaudatus (oriental weatherfish), 1276 nucleotides. RefSeq names its product GS homeobox 1 (gene gsx1). Gene Ontology annotation, cellular component: nucleus. Lineage: Eukaryota; Metazoa; Chordata; Actinopteri; Cypriniformes; Cobitidae. Gene Ontology annotation, biological process: regulation of DNA-templated transcription. Gene Ontology annotation, molecular function: sequence-specific double-stranded DNA binding; DNA-binding transcription factor activity, RNA polymerase II-specific. The record is from RefSeq and is a predicted model, not a curated record.